This is a messenger RNA of Paramormyrops kingsleyae, 1865 nucleotides long. It is a transcript of the gene plppr1, whose product is annotated as phospholipid phosphatase related 1. Lineage: Eukaryota; Metazoa; Chordata; Actinopteri; Osteoglossiformes; Mormyridae. The record is from RefSeq and is a predicted model, not a curated record. Gene Ontology annotation, cellular component: plasma membrane. Gene Ontology annotation, molecular function: phosphatidate phosphatase activity. Gene Ontology annotation, biological process: phospholipid dephosphorylation; phospholipid metabolic process; signal transduction.
UCACAGCGCCCCUGUCCGUCCUCUUUAAUAUACAGCACAUUCUCUAAUCGUUUCCCGGGAACGUGUCGACGAACCGCUGGGUGGGGAAUCGCACAAAAAGAAAAGGGAGAACCGCGGAGUAGGAUGCGUCCUUCCCGGGACCACUUGCUUUUCGCUUAGAUGGAUUUGCGCCUGCACAGGAGCACGGCUUGAUCACACGAUCCUGACCAAUGGUGAGACCUACACCCAAGAAGAUGGCCUCCGAGAACCUGCUCCGGAGCUACUCCAUAAUUCCCUGCUUCAUCUUUGUUGAGCUGGUCAUCAUGGCCGGUACGGUGCUGCUGGCGUACUACAUGGAGUGUACGGACACCUUCUCUGUGCAUAUCCAGGGCUUCUUCUGCAACGACGCUGACCUUCUGAAGCCCUACCCAGGGCUGGAGGAGGACAGCUUUGUACCUCCUCUCAUCCUCUACUGUGUGGUGGCUGCUGCCCCCACCGCUGUGAUUUUCAUAGGGGAGGUCUCCAUGUAUAUUGUGAAAUCGACGAGGGAGGCUCUCAUAGCCCAGGAGAAAACCAUUGUGACGGGGGAGUGCUGUUACCUCAACCCCCUCAUCCGCAGGAUUAUACGCUUCAUCGGCGUUUUUGCUUUCGGCCUGUUCGCCACAGACAUCUUCGCCAACGCUGGCCAAAUUGUGACUGGGAAUCUGUCACCAUACUUCCUGAAUGUGUGCAAGCCCAACUACACGGGCACAGACUGCCGCUCCAACCAACAGUUCAUCGCCAACGGCAACAUCUGCACCGGGGAUCAGGUGGUGGUGGAGCGAGCCAGAAGGUCCUUUCCUUCCAAGGAUGCAUCGCUCAGUAUUUACUCAGCUGUCUACAUGACGAUGUACAUCACCAGCACAAUAAAGACAAAAAGCAGCCGACUGGCCAAGCCAGUGCUGUGCCUGGGCACCCUGUGUGCGGCGUUCCUCACGGGCCUCAACCGGGUCUCCGAGUACCGGAACCACUGCUCCGACGUGAUCGCCGGCUUUAUCCUGGGGAGCACCAUCGCCCUCUUCCUGGGGAUCUGUGUGGUCCACAACUUCAAAGGCGUCCACGCCACCCCUGUCAAGCGGAAAGGGGAGGAGUACCGCGGCCUGCCCCUCAUGACCUUUCCGCGGGUCGAGAGCCCCUUGGAGACCCUCAGCGCACAGAACCACGCGGCGUCAAUGACGGAGGUCACAUGACUAAAGGGACAGCACAGGGUCACGUUCGCCUCACCUCAACACCUCUAGACACAAAAGGAUUUUUGUACUGUGUCACACCCUCGGAAGAACAGUAUUAUGUUGUAUGUAGUUAGAAGCAGAUGUUUUUUUGUACAUUUUGUAUAAGGAAGUGCUGUAGUUAAUCCCACUGUCCGCUUUGAACUAUUACAUGGUCAAGAUUUAUGCAUCCCUUCUCUCCUUUUACAUUAUAGAGCAAAUAUAUAUAUAAUAUAUAUAUAUAUAUAUAUAUAUAUAACGAAAAAGAUAUUGAAAUAUUGAUGUCGUUAUGUGGUAUUUGUACGAGCAAAUCUUUUUAUUAUGGUUUCUGUAAAUCUUUGAUGAUUUUGUAUCAUUAUUUUUGGUUAUCUCUGUACAAAACUCAAUAUUUUUUGGCUAAUUUUUGCCUGCAAUUCCUCAGCAAUGUUUUGGUAUUAAUAUCUAGGAAAAAAGUGAAAUAUUGUGACAGCCUGAGUUGACGUUACGUGUUUUUUACUUUCGCAUGGAAGCAUACAAUCUUUAUAUCGCAGAUCGAACCCUAUUUGUACAUUGUUUUCUUAAAAGUUGGCAUUUCCUCUGAAAUGCUGUAUAUUUUUUCUUGAUUUUUACAUUUGUCCACAAAAUAAAUAGUCGGUAGCCUCA